AUAGAGCUGGGAAAAGCAAAAAUUUCUAACUUUUCCAAUAAUCGAAAACAAAAAGAGCAUCGUCCUUCAAUACGACUAAACGCCGACACAAGGAUUGAUAAAAGUGAGGAAUAAAGACAAUUGCCAACUGCCAGCAAUCAAAAUUAAAAAAGGAAUGAAAUUAAAAUGGCGGUCGCAGAGCCGCGCAUGCGCGUGCCAUCGACUGGCUCACUGGCACGGCACAGGCACUGCUUAGCGGCAGUUCGCCGUUCGCAUUGCGUUGUGAUGUCCGCGCUCGAAUGGGAGGCGCGGGAUGGGCGCGCGGCGAAGCGCGCGUAGCUGAUGACUCCGACUUCGAAGCACUCAAGAAACUCCUCGCCUCCGAAGUAGGCUGGACCCUGGAGUACGAGAAAGAAGGCGUCAAAGUGUGGGCCGAGGAUGCGGCUCACGGCGCGCUUAGAACUGUCAAGGUGGUGGCAGAGUUUGAGGACGUGGAGCCGGACGCCCUGUAUGAUGUCCUCCAUGACCCGGAGUACAGGUCUGUCUGGGACACCCACAUGCUGGCCGCUGAAGAUGCAGGCCACAUUAACGUUAACAACGACGUCGGGUAUUAUGCCAUGUCAUGCCCAGCGCCUCUCAAGAACCGUGACUUCGUGCUGCAGCGGUCGUGGCUGGACACGGGCGACGAGAAGAUGAUCCUCAACCACUCCGUCUUCCACAAGGAUUAUCCGCCGAGGAAGGGUUAUGUCAGAGCCAUGUCACUGCUAACGGGGUUCGUGGUGCGCACGCGAGCUGGUGCGGGCAGCUGGCUGGGCUAUGUCUCCCGGUCAGACCCCAGGGGAGCACUGCCUGCGUGGCUCGUCAACAGGGUAACAGCCCAGCUAGCUCCUCGGUUGGUGCAGCAGCUACACGCGGCUGCUCGUCGGUACCCUGGCUGGAAGGCCCUGACAGACCUGCCGUACCACAAGCCCUGGAGACACCCUGAACAGGUCCCGCCGCAUAGAAUCUCGUUAGCUGAUUGCGUAGACCCCGACGCGCCACCACCUCCCGAAGAACCAAAACCAGACACAUCAAAAACCAAGCUAGAAGUACCAGCCAAGGAGAUUGAAAGCCACAGCGUCGAAGAUCUAGGAGACAUCUCCUCAGAAUUCAGCGUGGAAGUUGAAGAAGACACCUUAGACCAGGCCCAGGACCCGAAGAAAAAAGGCAAAUUCUACAAGCUAGUUAAAUCUAUGAAGAAUAGGAGGAAAAGCGUGCAGGUGGCCAAGAGUGCUGAUAACCUUGCUGACAAGCCGGUGGAGGAUCGCAUGGAGAAGAAGAAGGGGUUCAAGUUUCAUAGGAGAUUCAGUCUCAGUAGAGGAAGGGAGGAUUGAGCUUAUACGCGUUGUGAAUUAGGUAAUGAGUAGGUAUUGGGAAGAUUGUGAACCAUGUGAAAAAAGGUAAAAUUGAGGCCAUUCAUAAGGAUAAAUAAUAAAAGUAUCUAAGACGUAUUAACUAAUUUUGGGUUCUUGACGACGACAUUCUGAAUUUCUAACCUCAAGAUUUUAUUUAUUUCUUCAGAAAGGGACUCUAAACUACACUACUACGCUACUUUAACCUCCCCGCUCAGAAAAAUUUUACCACUCCUUAGUGACGGGAUGUCAUACAAAUCCUUCACUAAGGAAUGGCUAAAGUAACCAUUAAAUGUCUCUGAGUGGGGAGGUAAAUCCUGAAGUUGGCUGUAUUACUCAUAUGGUUCACACUCGGCUCGCUGUUGUUUAAAAAGUCAGUUGGUUCCCUCGAAAUGCCAAAAAUACUGCAGUUGUUGAUGUUAAUCUUCUACCGUUGAAGUGCAGAAGCCAGCAUAUCAAGCUACUCCAAUCUGUCAAUCAAUAAUGAACCUUAUCCUUUGGAGAUAAAGUUGAAAAUCUUUUGAAGACUAGCUUCCACCCGCGGUUUUACUCGCAUCCCAAAAUAACUGUUUCUCGUAGCCAGAUGGUGACAAUAACUAUCCUAUGUCUUUCUCCCGGGUCUAAGCUACCUUCUCUCUAAUUUUCAGCUCAAUCGGUCCUGCCAUUCUCGCGUGAUGGCGUGACCAAGAGAUUCGUUUUUAUAUGUAAGGAUAUUUGACGGAUUGUGGUUGGUAGCUUGAUUUGCUGAUGUCCGUACAUUCUAGAUGUGUAUAAUACGACUAUCUUUCUACGUAAUGUAAAUAAUUCAAUUUAUCUUAUUGACAUUUUUAUUCACUUACCAUUCAUUUAUCUCUGCAACCUACUUUUUGAAUGGUUAUUUCUAUAAUGCCGGGUACACACACUACAUCAAAAUUGGUCGAAAUAUUAUUGUACCUAGGUAAUGAUUUUCAGAUUUACUUAAAAUAUUAGUUGGACUUUAGUGUUGCUACAAAAGAUUUAACAAACGUCUGUCACGUGUUUUAUGUUUUUUUUUAUACAUAGAAUCGUAACUGUAUAAACGUUAUCUGUUUUUUUGAAUGAAGAAUAUUGUAUUAUGUUUUGUGUAUGUGUGGCUUUACAUCUACAAUGUCCGCUGGUGUAACCACGGCAUAAAUAUGUACCUACAAAGACUUCUGUCCAAGGUUCAUAGCUUCUUCAGCAGUGUCAUAACAAAUUAUAAGAUAUAUAACCGUGUUAUUUCUAUUUACGAAGCCAUAUAAUCAUUAUUAUUUCUGUUUAAUGCUUUAAAGGGAUUGUCAGAAGCUAGUGGCCUGUCAUUAUUUACUGUGUGUAUUUUAUAUGUUAAAACAGUUUUUAUAGUGUAUGAACAUCAAAAUGCUUAUACGUGAAACCGAAUGCAUUAAUAAGACAUAUCCAGAAGCGAACAUUAAAAACUAUAUGCCACCAAACUUAUCGGACUCCCUCCUGCCUGAUAAAAGUCCUCGUAAGCUGGAGAAGGCCGGAUCUCUGGAGUCGUGUGCUUCCUCCACCGAGCAC
Helicoverpa armigera (cotton bollworm) is the source of this 2906-nucleotide messenger RNA. RefSeq names its product START domain-containing protein 10. The record is from RefSeq and is a predicted model, not a curated record. Gene Ontology annotation, molecular function: lipid binding. The transcript has 8 exons. The coding region runs from base 279 to 1352 and encodes 357 amino acids. Lineage: Eukaryota; Metazoa; Arthropoda; Insecta; Lepidoptera; Noctuidae.